This is a messenger RNA of Notolabrus celidotus (New Zealand spotty), 1629 nucleotides long. Its product is annotated as olfactory receptor 2F1-like. The record is from RefSeq and is a predicted model, not a curated record. Gene Ontology annotation, molecular function: olfactory receptor activity; G protein-coupled receptor activity. NCBI's taxonomy places the organism in Eukaryota, Metazoa, Chordata, Actinopteri, Labriformes, Labridae. The coding region runs from base 300 to 1253 and encodes 317 amino acids. The transcript is spliced from 2 exons. Gene Ontology annotation, biological process: G protein-coupled receptor signaling pathway. Gene Ontology annotation, cellular component: membrane.
CUUUCCUUGUUGCUCACUUCUUCAAAGUUGAAAUCAGAUAAAAGAUUCACCGAUCAGACCCAAUCCUGUCCUGUGUCAUGUAAUAACCUGUAAAUCAAAUAGAAACAGAGAAAGCUAAACCCCAGUGAGUAGAGACAAACAAAACAGAAAAAACACAGCCCAUUAUGUUGAUGCAGCAACAGUUUCCUUGAGACCAGCAGAGCAGGGGUAUACUCAGACAGCUUAUUAAAGAUCCGUCAGCCCUAAUCUCACCAGACUGGAGGAGGUUCACAUCGGCAGAGGGUCCCUCCCUCUGAAAUAUGGAAAACCAAACUUUCAAUGCUGACAUCAUCUUCAUCGAGGGGUUAAAGGUCAGCCCACAGGCCACCAUUCCCGCCUUCGUCCUCCUUCUCCUCAUCUACAUCUUCAUCAUGGUGUCCAACAUCGGCCUGGUGGUCCUGAUCUCCAUGGAGAGGAGCCUCCAUGAGCCCAUGUAUCUGCUCUUCUGUAACAUGAGUAUUAACGACGUGUUUGGAGCCACGUGCAUCAUCCCUCGUCUGCUCAGCGACGCUUUCACACCAAUCACAGAGCGUUACAUCCACUACAUAGACUGUGUGGUUCAGGCCUUCUCUUCUCACUUUCAUGCCGGCACCUCUCACGCAGUGCUAAUGGUCAUGGCUUAUGACCGCUACGUGGCCAUCUGUAACCCCCUCCGAUACGCCACUGUCAUGACCAACAGGAUGGUGGUGAAGCUCUCAGCAGGGGCCUGGGUGGCGGCGUUCCUUGCUGUAGCAAUCCUACUGAGUCUUACGAUCCGCCUGACUCGCUGCAGAAGGUUUAUAAUCAACCCAUUCUGUGACAACGCUUCUUUGUUCAAGCUCUCCUGCCAGAACAUACUCAUCAAUCACAUCUACGGCCUAGGCAGCGCUGUGGUCAUCCUGGGCUCCUCCCUUGGGGGCAUCACGAUCACCUACCUGAGGGUGGCCAUGGUGUGUUUGAGCAGCAAGAGCAAGGUGCUGAACAGCCGGGCACUGCAGACCUGCGCCACACACCUUACUGUGUACAUCAUCAUGUUGGUGGCCUCUUUCACACCCAUGAUCAUACACCGUAACCCGCAGUGGGCCGACAGCGGGAAAGUGUCGUCAGUCAUGUUCCACGUGGUCCCCCCAGUCCUGAACCCCCUCAUCUACGGGCUACAGUGCAAAGAACUCAGACACAAGAUCUUUGGCCUGUUUUACAAGAACAAAGUCAUGGACGCUAAAACCGUCAUGUAGGUGCAGAGUCUCUGUCAAUAAAGGUCUUCAUAUCAAGCACUGUGCCUACUUUCCCUCACAAUAAACACUUUGACGGUUCAAAGCUCUCUCAAUGUCCACCAUGUUCGACAGUCGUCACAUGGAAGCACAAGGCAAUCUGCACAAUACGAUUUUACCAAAUGUGGUAUCUUUGUAUGAAGAUGAUGUCUGUGUUUAUUAAUGUAUUGAUUUUUGAAUACCCUGGCUGUCAGAGACAUUGGGAAUUCUUCUUUACCCGGUUAGAGCUUUUGCUUUGUUCUGAAAUACAACCUCAUUUCCAAUAAAGCUGUCAAACUCAGUAUCACAUCAUCAUUAAUUCCAAUCAUAGUACAAUGGAUAGGUCAACUCUCUACAAAUG